GUGAUGGCAGGGGAAGCCAGUGAGUCCUCAGCUGAUCUUCAGCUUGCAAAGGGCUUGUGGAAUCGCCUUCAAUGAAAGCAGUUCCUUUUAACCACGAGGACACAGAUAAAUAGGAUUUACAAGCCCCGGGGAGCUCUUGAGAAGCCUUCAAAUGCCACAAUCAACUGCUACUUCAAAGAAAACUAAAUAGAUGGUUCUGGAAGGUCCAUGCUGUCUCUUCAUUGAAUUUUAGAAUGAUUGAAGAUAGUGGGAAAAGAGGAACCACCAUGGCAGAGAGAAGACAGCUGUUUGCAGAGAUGAGGGCUCAAGAUCUGGAUCGUAUCCGACUCUCCACCUACAGAACAGCAUGCAAGCUGAGAUUUGUGCAGAAGAAAUGCAAUUUGCACCUGGUGGACAUCUGGAACGUCAUCGAAGCCUUGCGGGAAAACGCUUUGAAUAACCUCGACCCAAACAUAGAACUCAACGUGGCCCGCCUGGAGGCCGUGCUCUCCACCAUCUUUUACCAGCUCAAUAAACGGAUGCCGACCACUCACCAAAUCCACGUGGAGCAGUCCAUCAGCCUCCUGCUGAACUUCCUGCUCGCAGCCUUUGACCCGGAAGGCCAUGGUAAAAUCUCAGUAUUUGCUGUCAAAAUGGCUUUGGCCACAUUGUGUGGAGGGAAGAUCAUGGACAAGUUAAGAUAUAUUUUCUCAAUGAUCUCCGACUCCAGUGGGGUGAUGGUGUACGGAAGAUACGACCAGUUCCUUCGGGAAGUUCUCAAACUUCCCACAGCCGUCUUUGAAGGUCCUUCAUUUGGCUAUACGGAACAGUCAGCCAGAUCCUGCUUCUCCCAACAGAAAAAGGUCACCUUAAAUGGCUUCUUGGACACGCUCAUGUCAGACCCUCCUCCACAGUGCCUGGUCUGGCUGCCUCUUCUGCACCGACUGGCAAACGUAGAAAAUGUCUUCCAUCCAGUUGAGUGUUCCUACUGUCACAGUGAGAGCAUGAUGGGAUUUCGCUACCGAUGCCAGCAGUGUCACAACUACCAGCUCUGCCAGGACUGCUUCUGGAGGGGCCAUGCCGGAGGUUCCCAUAGCAACCAGCACCAAAUGAAAGAGUAUACAUCAUGGAAAUCGCCUGCUAAGAAGCUAACGAAUGCAUUAAGCAAGUCCCUGAGCUGUGCUUCAAGCCGUGAACCUUUGCACCCCAUGUUCCCAGAUCAGCCUGAAAAGCCACUCAACUUGGCUCAUAUAGUGCCUCCAAGACCUGUAACCAGCAUGAACGACACACUCUUCUCCCACUCGGUUCCCUCCUCAGGAAGUCCGUUCAUCACUAGGAGCUCUCCUCCCAAGGACAGUGAAGUAGAACAGAACAAAAUGCUGGCUAGGGCUGCUCCAGCCUUUCUGAAGGGCAAAGGGAUACAGUACAGCCUGAAUGUGGCAGACAGGCUAGCUGAUGAACAUGUUCUCAUUGGGUUGUAUGUCAACAUGCUCCGGAACAACCCAUCAUGUAUGCUUGAGAGUUCAAACCGGCUUGAUGAAGAACACAGGCUGAUCGCCAGGUAUGCGGCACGCCUGGCAGCAGAGUCCUCCUCAUCCCAGCCGACUCAGCAGAGGAGUGCUCCCGACAUCUCCUUCACCAUCGAUUCAAAUAAACAGCAAAGGCAGCUGAUUGCAGAGCUAGAAAACAAGAACAGAGAAAUCCUACAAGAGAUCCAGAGACUUCGGCUAGAGCAUGAGCAAGCUUCUCAGCCCACACCGGAGAAGGCACAACAGAACCCAACCUUGCUGGCAGAACUGCGACUCCUCAGACAACGCAAGGAUGAGCUAGAACAGAGGAUGUCUGCGCUCCAGGAGAGCCGGAGGGAGCUGAUGGUGCAGCUGGAAGGGCUCAUGAAGCUGCUCAAGGAAGAAGAAUUGAAGCAGGGAACCCAGGGGGCAGGCUCCCCUCGCUCCUCCCCCAGCCACACCGUCAGCAGGCCCAUUCCCAUGCCCAUCCGGUCAGCAUCUGCCUGCUCCACCCCAACGCACACCCCUCAGGACUCCCUCACUGGGGUAGGGGGAGAUGUGCAAGAGGCCUUUGCACAAAGUUCAAGAAGGAAUUUAAGGAAUGACUUGCUGGUGGCCGCAGAUUCCAUCACUAACACUAUGUCCUCGCUGGUGAAAGAGCUGAAUUCAGAGGUGGCAAGUGAAACAGAAAGUACUGUGGAUUCUGAAUUUGCAAGAACUCAGUUCGAAGGUCUGGUUCCAUCACCAACCUCUGACAAGGCUUUUCUAGCCCAAAUCCAUGCCAGAAAACCCGGGUACAUCCACGGUGGAGCUGCAAGUACCAUGCACGGCGACAUCGUCCCUGAAGAUGGGGAUUCUUACGUACAACCCGAGGAUGAGAACUACGAGAACGAGUCUGUGCGGCAGCUGGAGACUGAGCUGCAGAUGGAGGAGUACCUGACACAGAAGCUGCAGGACGAAGCUUUCCAGGUCAGCUUGCAAGGUUGAAUGCAAUAUCUCUUUCUCACUCUCCUCUCAAGCAAGCUAUAGUCAGACAGAUGAUGAGAGUAACAUGACAUCCGGUGACGAAGAGAGCUGCGCCUGCAAAGAGGAGGAAGACAGCA
This is a messenger RNA of Arvicola amphibius (Eurasian water vole), 2590 nucleotides long. RefSeq names its product dystrobrevin alpha (gene Dtna). Gene Ontology annotation, biological process: synaptic signaling. Lineage: Eukaryota; Metazoa; Chordata; Mammalia; Rodentia; Cricetidae. The transcript is spliced from 24 exons. Gene Ontology annotation, cellular component: plasma membrane; synapse. The record is from RefSeq and is a predicted model, not a curated record. Gene Ontology annotation, molecular function: zinc ion binding. Bases 234 to 2474 code for a protein of 746 amino acids.